This is a messenger RNA of Trichobilharzia regenti, 3529 nucleotides long. The record is from the annotation of a GenBank genome assembly. Lineage: Eukaryota; Metazoa; Platyhelminthes; Trematoda; Strigeidida; Schistosomatidae.
AAGGAAUCAGUUAUGCGUGGAUAUACAGUAGUCGUAAUAUUAUUAUAUAGAUAGGGUUGGAUUACAUUCUAGGUGUAGAUAUACUCGUUUGUAAAUACAAUAAUAAUAAUAAUGGGUAGAGAAAUAGUAUUAUUACACUUUGGUCAAGCUGGUGUACAAAUUGGUUCUACAUUAUGGGAAUUAUUCUGUCAUGAGCAUAAUUUAACAGCAAGUGGUAAACUUAUCAAUGAACUGAAAAAUGAAUUCAAUCAACUGGAUAAUAUUGAAUGUCUGUUCUAUGAAGGAAAGUAUUCCUAUACACCAAGAGCUUUAAUGAUUGACUUGGAACCGACUGUCAUUGAUGAAAUACGCUGUGGAGUUUAUCGACAACUCUGGAGACCCAAUUGUCUAAUCAGUGGUAAAGAAGAUGCAGCGAAUAAUUACGGUCGUGGGAAUCGUACAAUUGGACUGCAUAAACUGAAUGAUAUCAGUGAAGCGAUUAGAAAAUUACUUGAACAAACAGACAGCCUACUAGCCUUCGGUAUGAUCAAUUCACAUUCCGGUGGUACAGGAUCCGGGAUGACCAGUCUAAUUCUAGAUCAUAUCCAAGAUGAAUAUUCUAAAAUGUUUAAAUUCAAUACAGCAAUAUUUCCGUCUUCAGUAUAUUCACAAUCCACUGUGGAUCCGUAUAAUUCCCUGCUGUAUACACAUUCCACAACGGACACGUUGGAUUGUAGUGUUUUAUUGGAUAAUUACACCUUACAUGAAAGAUGUACAGAAAAUUUAAAUGUAAUAAAACCGCGCUUUACAGAAAUUAAUCAAUUAUUAGCUCACAUGAUUAGUUCAGUCUUUCUUUCGCAUAGAUUCAUUUAUUACGGUGUAUUACGCACAGAUGUUACUGAACUACUGACAAAUUUAAUACCUUAUCCAAGAAUACACUAUCCAUCACUCUUUUAUACAUCACAAUCAACUUACAAUUAUUAUCAAAAAGACUUUGAUAUAUACGAAUUAACUAAAUCCCUGUUUCAAUCAAACUCGAAGACUAUUGACUAUUCUUGUUUUAAUUAUCCAUUUAUAUCAUGCGCCAUGUUGUAUCGCGGGACAAGCAAUUCAAAACCAAUUUAUGAUACAAUUAAAUUAAUUCAAACAAACACACAACAGGAUAAAAAUAUCCAGUUUGUUGAUUGGUGUCCUAAAAACUUUAAAAUUGGUAUCAAUAAUUAUCUACCGAUAAAGACAGCGACAACAGUAAACUGGCAUUCAUCAUCAACAUCAUUCCCAUCAAAAUCCGUGUGUAUGCUGGCUAGUAAUCUUGGUAUAUAUGAAAUAUUUCAGAGAAACAGAACAAAUUUUAAUAAAUUAUAUCAGCGUAAAUGUUUUCUGCAUUGGUUUAUUAGUGAAGGUAUUGAAGAGCAUGAAUUCAUUGAAGCACGUGAUAGCAUUGAUAAUUUACAACAAGAUUAUAUUGAUUUGUUAUCAAACAAUUGGAAUAUUGAACAAUUGUUUAAAACAGACAGUGUUAGUGGUGUUGGUGGUAGUGUCGAAGUGAAAAAUAUUACCGAUAAAGACAAGUCUAAUGAGAAAAAAGCUAAAAUAACAAUUAUUGAUGGACAAAAACAAAAUAUUAUCAGACCAGUCGUUGAUUAUGCCAAAGAACAGUCGAAAAUCAUGGAUAAUCAGACAGAAAGUGUGUUCAGUCGGGAUCACCAUCGAACAACAGUUUGGAAUAGUGGUGAUACAUUAAUGGAGUACUAUAAUGAAAUAGUUUUACAGCCAAAGAAUUAUUGUUCAGGUGAUAUGAAACCAGCAGAGUUGACUAAUCGGAUACAUUUUGAUAAACAUGCUUCCAAUGAAGAAACUGAUUAUCAUUCAUAUAAAGACAUGAGACCAUAUUCUGUAUCGGGUAUGGGUGAUGAAUGUAAAAAGAUGACAUCAGCUGAUAAGUGUUCAGUCAACUUAUUGAUUAAUAAUAUUGAUUCAAACUUGAAUAAAAGUAACGAAUCAAUAGUAUGUUUAGGAGGUAGAAGUAGUAGCGGAAGUAAUAGUAGUUGUUCUCCAAUGAUGAAAAGUCAAAAUGAAGAAUUGGCUUGUUUGAGUGAGAAUUUUGUGCAAACUUUCCAUCUUUCUCAACAAGAUAAUGAUGUAGAGGACGGCAGUGUUCGAACUGCCAGUAGACAACAGUAUCAUGAACUGGAUCAGCAACCAGAGCAGAAAUAUUAUUGUGACUUCAGUGGUGACCAUGCCCAAAAUACCCGUCGUCGUCAUCAUCACCACCAUAAACGUAGGGAACACCGCCAAUGUGGUCAUCUUUAUCGUUGUGAACACUCCUGUAAUCCUAAUUUCUCACAUUCGCAUGGUAACGAUCAUAAGCACCGUCAACACAAGCAUCAUCACAACUGCAGACAUAGUCACAUUCCACGAGACAAGCAUAUUAGUAACCCUGAAAACCAAAUAUACUCAGAUCUGUCACAGAAUUCAUCAACUAACUCACAAAAGACAGUUUCGUCGUCUAUCACAUCUUCCUGCAAGUGUAAACAUAAGCGAAACAUUCAUAAAUGUAAUAGUAAAGACAGAACAAAUAAUCCUCAAGCUACAUCUAUUGCAGAGGUUUUCGAAAACGGUAAACAUACACCACUUGAAGUAAAAUAUAUCAAGAGUAGUCGUAAAGCAGUCAGUGAAACAAUCUGUUCAACUUUAUUAUUAACACAAUCAUCAACAAAUAUAGUUUCAAAACAAGUGGAUAAGUCAUUGAACACCUUGAGAGAUGCUGAAUCGAGACUAGAUUUACUGAAAACGAACAAUAUUAUUAUUGAUUAUAAUAAUGGUAGUACUGUCAGUGGUAGUUAUAACAACCAGGUGUUUUUUACUUCAGGAAGUACAAGUCAUACAACUGCAGCAGCUACGACAGUGACAGGAGUGACAACAGUAACUAGUAGUAACCAGAAUAUAUGCGAUAGUCAGGGGAAUUCUACGCAGUCACACUGUCGCCGACAUCGCCAAAGCUGUCAUAAUAACCAUCAUCGUCAAUAUAAGUAUCAAUGUAAGACUUGUAAAUAUUGCAGUGGUAGUAUUAGUCGACCGGUUACCAAUAACAGUGAAGAAGGCAAUCAGGAUUGCCUGAUAUCCCAUGAAGAAUCCAAGACAAGCGGUCAACAAUGCUACUCACAGUUAAACCAUCAUCCAUGCAAUCAGUAUAAACAAGAAGAACAGAGAUCAGAAUUUCAAAAUGACAACUAUUUCUCUCGGAGUCAUCCAAGAAGUGAUUUGUCCAUGUCACCGAUGAAUAAUUUCUCAGUUUAUGAGGUCACCUUAUCCAGUUCAUCACAAGAUGACGAUGAUGAUGAUAAUAAUGAUAACUGUGAACGUGACUUCAAUAAUCAGACACCAAUACUGUCAUCAUACUAAAUGAAAACACUUGUACAGCUCUGUUACCUGGGGAAGAAACAGUUUGGUAAAACUGAAGCAAACUAGUUAUGCAACAUGUUUACAUAUCUAUUUGUACAUGGUACUUGCUAUGUAUGGGUAAAUGUUGAAGUUACUUCAUAGAUAU